GCUGCAGAGCAUAAACAACAGACUGUUCUGUUGUACAUGUCCUGUUUAAUGCACCAACAUAGUGAGGAUUUCUAAAUGAUAAGCUGCACCGUGUACGAGUAACCACCACAGAUCUUUGUUGCAACAUAUCCGGCACAAGAUCAAACAUGAGACUCUGCUCCCCUCUUCUGCUCUGCCUGGCAGCAGCCCUGUCAUCUGCCUUAGUGAUUUCACCUCCACACAUGUGGACCAAACUGAUCCUGACCCACCACUGGCCAAGCACCUUCUGUAGUAUGGAACACCCAGCAUGUCAUCCCAACAUCAGCUACUGGACACUACAUGGACUCUGGCCAGAUAAAGGGAUUGACUGUAAUUCAUCGUGGCAUUUCAACUCUUCUCAAAUAGAGGACCUGCUUCCAGACAUGAAGAGGAGUUGGCCUGACUUGCUUAACCCCUCAUCUCUUGGAUUCUGGAAGUAUGAGUGGCACAAACAUGGUACGUGUGCAGCCAAAGCAGCUUCUCUGAACAGUCUACAUAAAUACUUCAGCAAGGCACUGGACCUAUACCAUAAAGUAGAUUUGGACAGCAUCCUGAAGAAAUUUGACAUCAUCCCGUCAGAAAAAUACUACACACUUUCAGAAAUUGAAAGUGUCAUAGAGAACUUCUACGGCAUCACACCUAAGAUCCAAUGUGUCCAUCCGUCAAAGAAUGACGAUUUCCAGACUUUGGGGCAGAUUGAGAUCUGUUUCAACCCUGACUUCACCCUCCUGGACUGUGAGAAACAUUUUAUCAAGGAGGCAAUAUCUAGAGACUGGGACAAUCGAACUGCUGUUGACAAGGCAUCUGGGUUCAGUGUGUGUGACCAUGACAUGCCAGUUUACUACCCACCUCUUCAACAAAACCGACACUAAAAUACACAUGAACUGAAAUGCAACAGCACACUACAGCCCUACUCAUAAACACACAAAUGCACACAAGCACACAUAUUCUUUAGUUACCAAUAAUCAACUGUAUUUUAAUUGAGGACACACACACACACACACACACACACACACACACACUAUUUUUCUCAGGCUUCACAAUGAACAUCAUACUUUUGAUGAUAAUGUAUGUGAAAAAUAGCCUCAUACUCAAACCUGAAAAAAAGAAAACAAAUUUAAGUGCAUUGUUACUUUUUUCCCCCCCUUUUUUCUAAUAUCCUCCAAAAACCAGGACACGCACUCGACUACUACGCAGUGCUUUAAUGGAAUUAUGUCCCUUCCUGAACCCUACUAGCAGAUGAAUCCUAUGUAGUGCACAGCAUGUUGUUUUCCAGGGAUCAACAGGAAGCAUCAUGGUGAGUUCAGGUCAGGCGGGCAGACGAGUAGUUAAUGUGCUGUCUCUUUUUUCCAAAUGAGUGGAGCCUUGUGUCAGAUUUGCUUAUUAUUACACAAGUGUAUGUAGAUGUCAAAUCCAAGUGCAUAUCUUGUAACUGCUGGACAUAUGUUAUACCUCACGCGUUCUUAUUUUUGUCUUCUAGUUAAUGUAACUGCAUUUUUUCCAGGGGUAACUGGAUUUUCAGGUUUUAAAUACAUGCUUUUCACACAUAAUUACAAUUAAAUUCAUCUAGUACAUCAAAUAGUAAAUCUUUAUUGUUAAAUCACUAUGUAAAUAAUAUUAGGUAAUAUGCGUAUGUUUAAGGGCUCUUGGGGGCAAGGGCCAUUAUUUCUAAAGGAAUACUGCUGUUUACAACUACAUCAACAUCUUUCAGGCUUUUUAAACUAGCAGUAGCUAUCAUUAGCUUCAGUAUGAUGUUUGCCAAGUACAUAAGCCAUUACCUAAUGUUGCACUGUCUGCCUGGUUCAGCCUUUUUCUAUGCUGCUGAAAGAGGACUGCUAGUCACAUUUGUGAGCAUAGAAAGUAAAUGUAGUACAUAGUGUAUAAAAAAAAUGCUUCGGUGUUGUUCACUUUUGGUAGAUACAAGUCCAAAAACCUAAGUACUUUGCAAUGGAAACCUCACACCCUACACUUAACACAAUGCAUGACAAGAUGUCCCAUUCGUGCACAUUGCACCAUUUUUUUACAUACAUGCUCUAGGCCUGUAGAGAUCAAAUAUUUGUUUCUCAAGGAUGUAGCGGAUGUUUUGAUAAACACUAUUUAAUCGCCAACUGAUCUGUACAAUGACCUGUUUAUAUUGGUGCUGUGUGGCUGUAGCUGUUUUGGUACGUAGAUCUAUAAAUUCAGGUAGGAAAUUACAGAAAUUAACAUUUGUACUGUCAAUUAUUUUUUAUGUUAAUAAAACAUCACAUGAAAAGUCAA
Plectropomus leopardus (leopard coralgrouper) is the source of this 2277-nucleotide messenger RNA. RefSeq names its product ribonuclease T2 (gene rnaset2). Lineage: Eukaryota; Metazoa; Chordata; Actinopteri; Perciformes; Serranidae. Gene Ontology annotation, biological process: RNA catabolic process. The record is from RefSeq and is a predicted model, not a curated record. Gene Ontology annotation, cellular component: extracellular region. Gene Ontology annotation, molecular function: ribonuclease T2 activity; RNA binding.